CCCGCCUGCGCGUCUGCGUGUUUAGAAGAGAAGUUGAUUAUCUCUCCGUUAAAGAGAGAACCAAGGAGAACAGCUCGGGUCCGGCUCGGCUUUGUUCUCCCUCUCGGCGCUGAGGGGGUGAUUGGAGUGGAGGGAGUGAGGAGUUAGUGAGACACAGCCCGCAGCGCCGCAGCUUCCCUCACCCACAGCUCUGAUAAGAACGACACACUGACACACUGAGGCUCUGCUAAAGUCUCUGUGCCGAGCGGCUGCAGUACCGGCGGUUUCCACUGUGUGUCAGUAGAGAGCAGGGGGCUCUGCUGGGUAAUGAGUGAUGACGUCGGUGGUGCUGGUGGACAGUGGAGGACGAGUGGUGGAGUACAUUACUGCAGUGGACAAUCUACAGCAGAUGGAGGGUGUGGGUGAGUACCCCGCCGUGGUGGUGGAGCAGGUGGACGAUGGUGUGGACGCUGAGGUGCUGGUCUAUGAUGAUGCGGAGCUGAUGCAGGACGUAGCCGAGGAACAGGAAGUGGAGACGGAGACGGUGGAGACAGUGGAGGCGUCGGUGCACGGAGGCUACGGCGUGAGCUGCCCCGAUAAAACCAUCGAAGCAGCCGAAGCUCUGCUACAUAUGGACUCGCCGUCCAGCUUACGAGGAGACCGCAGCCCAGAGGUGUUUGUUCCUCCGUGCGUCUCCACUCCGGAGUUCCUGCAUGCUGCGAUGCGCCCUGACGUCGUCACGGAGACGGUGGUAGAGGUCAGCACAGAGGAGGCGGAGCCUAUGGAGGUGGUGACCCUCAUACAGGAGCCGCAGGGGCUGGAGACCAGCAGGAGGAGGAAAGCUGGGAGAAAGCCAAAGCCCCACCCCAUAUCAAACGGAUCCCCCGAUUUAGGAAUCAAGAAAAAGUCCAGAGAGGGUAAAGGCAGUACUUACCUGUGGGAGUUCCUGCUGGACCUGCUGCAGGAUAAGAACACCUGUCCCAGGUAUAUAAAGUGGACUCAGAGAGAAAAGGGCAUCUUUAAGCUGGUGGAUUCGAAGGCUGUGUCCAAACUGUGGGGCAAACACAAGAACAAACCCGACAUGAACUACGAGACGAUGGGUCGCGCGCUCAGGUAUUAUUAUCAGAGGGGGAUCCUGUCGAAGGUCGAAGGUCAGCGGUUGGUGUAUCAGUUUAAGGAGAUGCCGAAGGACAUCGUGGUGAUCGACGACGAUGACGAAGAUGAAGAUAAGGGCGACUCCAGCUGUGAGGAUCUGGCCAGCGAGGUGUCGUGCGACCGGGUGCUGACCGCCGACCUCUCGAAGACCCCCGGCAUCCUGAGGGGGGCGGGGUCAGUAGUGCUGAACUCCGCCUCCCACAGAGGCAACAACCCGCUCGCGGCCACGCCCCUUCAGCGCAUAGUGACCGUCUCCACGGCAACGGAUGCCACGCAGCCAUCCCACGCCACCAUUCUUUCCAACACCAGUGCGCCCAGGACUGUCCGAGUUGCAAUGCAAGUGCCAGUCGUCAUGACGACCUCCCUGGGACAGAAGAUCUCCACGGUCACGGUGCCAUCAGCCAACCCCCCUCUCCUCACCACGGCGACGGCGCCCACCAGCGUCGCCACGGCGUCCGGAGGUUCUGCCCCUGCCCAGAAGGUUCUGAUCCAGACGGUUCCGGCGAUGGAAAACGGAGAGAAGAUCACGGUGCAGCUCGCCAAGAUCAUCACCAUCCCCACGGCGCAGCUCACGCACUGCCAGCUGCAGCCUAAAGGGGGCGCAGCAGCUCCCACCAGCAUCAGCCUGCUGGGGGCACCGCUGGCACUGCGCUCCAUCACGCCUGCCACGCAGGUGGUCAGACUGGCUAUGCCUGCCCAGCCAAGCCCCGCCCCCACCCUCCAGAACACAGCCAAUCAGAAUCUGAGCCCCACCCACACGCUCCACCGACCAGUCCCGGCCAAAAGCCCCACUCACACGCCCCAGAGUGCGGCCAUUGCCAAUCCAGCCCAAAUUGUCCAGAACGCAGCCAAUCAGAGCCCAGGCUCUGCCCAACUAGGCACCGCCCACACGCUGCAGAUUGCAGCCAGUCCCGCCCAUGCGCUGGCAACUUCCAGUUCAGCUCAAAGCUCCGCCCAGAUGCGCCAGAAUGUAGCCAAUCAAAGUCUGGGCUCAACCCAAAGCCCCACCCACAGGAGCCAGAAUGCAGCCAAUCAGAAUCCACUUAUGUCCCAAAGCCCUGCCCCUUCCUCAGUUGCAGUUCGGAUCCAAGUCCAGCACGAGGGGGAGUCAAAAGUAGACAGAGCGCCUCCUGCUGGACACACGACUCAACCACAACCAGAAUCCACGCCGCUGACCUCAGCGACCUCUCAGCAGGACCCAGCUGGACGAGAAGUGGCAGGAUCCACACAGCAAGUGCCCACGCACAGCUGAAGGUGGAGGAGAGAGUCAUGGACCGUCAUGAGCAUUGGUCAGCUCCCACCGACUGGUCGGAGCCACAGUGCUCCCCCAGUGUCCGGCUGGAGUGAGCGGAGUCUGGCCUGUACAGUCAGAGGUCACGCUGAGGUUAAAAGGGACCAAACGCAGAAAUACUACAGUUCUUUGUCCGAAACACUAACGACACUAAACACUACAGCAGAGACGCGUCAACAAAGACUUCAAACCAAAUGUGAACUUCAGAGCUCCUGUAAAAAUUUUGAUACCUUGUAAAGAGAUUUUUUUCUUGUUUGUUUUGUUUUUGUUUUCUUUUGCAUUUUUUGAUGCAAAACCAGCAGAUACGUUUGGACUGUCACUGUGAGGUCGGAGCUCUGGGCGCCAAGAGUGACAGGAACUCUGAAAAGAAGGGAAAGAACGAUGGAACGAGAGAGAGAGAGAGAUUUAGACAAGCAGACGGCUGUACAUAUUUACUCUGCAGAUUAACUGACUCAGCCUUAGGACUGUUCGUAUAUGAAACUUUCUUUACUUUUUUUUUCGUUUUCACAAAACUUAUGAAGCUUUUAUGUUGAAGGGAUAGUCCAGCAAAAAAAUCAAAUUUGCAGUUUUCCCCCUUACUUUAUUAUCCACGAUGACUGAAACUUUUCUUUUACCGUGAAGCAAGCACCGGUCAUAAGUUUGCAAUCAGUAUUUUCAAAAAACAAAACCAGUUUCGGUUGCAGGUAAAUAUGUAAAAUUAUUUAAAUGUGGCCGCCCUAAACUUCGUAGCUUGAAAUAAUUACUAGGAAGCUGGAAAAAAAUUUAAAAAUGUAAUUUUUAAAAAGGUAAAUUCUAUAGUAUUGAAGGAUUGUAAACAUUAAGAAUAAAGUUUUAGGAAAAUUAAAUUUAGAAUUAAAUUCUAAUGAAAUAAAUGUUAUGGAUUUCCAAUAAAAAUAAUAAUCAGAAUAAAAUUAAUAUCCUGAAUUAAUCAAAUUUGAUAAGUAAUCCAAUCUUGACGAUUAUUUAAAUAGAUAAUUGGAGCAUAGAACUUACAAUACAUUGGCAACCACCUGGGAUACCAUAGCAGUGGCCUAGCAACACCUUAGCAACCACCUGGGACACCAUAGCAGUGGCCUAGAAACACUUUAGCAACCACCUGGGAUACCAAAGCAAUUGCUUAGCUACACCUUAGCACCCACCUGGGACACCAUAGCAGUGGCCUAGCAAUACCUUAGCAACCUCCUGGGAUACCAAAGCAAUUGCCUAGCUACUCCUUAGCAACCACCUGGGACACCAUAGCGGUGGCCUAGCAACACCUUAGCAACCACUUGGGACACCUUAGCAAUGGCCUAGCUACACCUUAGCAACCACCUGGAAUACCAUAGCAAUGGCCUAGCGACACCUUAGCACCCACCUGGGAUACCAUAGCAAUGGCCUAGCUACAUCUUAGCAACCACCUGGGAUACCAUAGCAAUAGCCUAGCGACACCUUAGCAACCACCUGGGAUACCAUAGCAAUGGCCUAGCUACAUCUUAGCAACCACCAGGGAUACCUUAGCAAUGGCAUAGACAAGCUUUAUCAAGCCAACUUACAGCAAAUCAGAAUCCUUAUAACACAACAAUAACAAAACAUUUAAAACCAUCAGUUCAGGAGUUCAGUUUAAAUCUAGUUGUUAUUGUAAAUAAAAUAACAAUGAGGAUUAACUAAUCUAAUUCCAAACUUCUUGACAUUAUAACGUGAAAAUUGUAUAACAAGUAAAAAAUUAGACAAAAUUCAGUGUUCCAGGUGGCUGUUAAUGCGCUCAGCUAUGCUAACAUACUUAAAUCGAUGUUUAUAGACUACAGUGAGUCAUACAGUAUCGGAAAUCACAUAAUCAGGUUUAUUAGCGAUACUGAGCACCUCCACACGGAGCCGAGGUUGAUGUUCCUGUUCUCCAGCUUCUUAUUCGGAAUCUUCCGAUCCACCGUAAACGGUGCAGCAGUUCCGUUCUGGUGCCUGAGGCGCCAGGAAGCCAGCUUUACUAACACGACUGAAGCAAGUAUGUGGCGUUAGCAUCAUGCUAAUCGCAUGUAUUAGCUUGUUAGCCACAUUAGCCUCGUAGCUUUGGUGCUAAAGCACGUCCUGGAUGUCUGAGGUGGGGGGUGAACUGUGUGUUUGGUUUUUUUAGCUGAACUGUCGCUUUAAGCUCGAGUAUUUUUUAGCACGUUGUACCAGGCGCAGUAUUACUGGCUGACGGGCAGCGGGCGGGAUUCGUAGUUUGUAUGUUUGUAGUUGUUUGUGUGAGAACGGUCGGGAUUCACCGGUUCUCGCGGCCACGGUUUCAGGAAAAGGUCAAAAGGUCACCGACUGCCCACCACUCUUCUCUGCCCUUCGCUUAUUCUUAGUCACCGAAGAGGGAGAACCAGAUGUUUGUGUUCAGAAUGAACUAGUUUGUAUAUUCAACAUUUGAAGUAUAUUCUAUUUUGUUGUACUCUUGUUUCAAAGUGUAUUCAAGUAGAUUUUACUGAAAUAUUAAAAACGCAAUCUUGAAUCA
Messenger RNA from Colossoma macropomum (tambaqui), 4898 nucleotides. RefSeq names its product E74-like factor 2b (ets domain transcription factor) (gene elf2b). The coding region runs from base 314 to 2386 and encodes 690 amino acids. The transcript is spliced from 9 exons. Gene Ontology annotation, molecular function: DNA-binding transcription factor activity, RNA polymerase II-specific; sequence-specific DNA binding. Lineage: Eukaryota; Metazoa; Chordata; Actinopteri; Characiformes; Serrasalmidae. Gene Ontology annotation, cellular component: nucleus. The record is from RefSeq and is a predicted model, not a curated record. Gene Ontology annotation, biological process: cell differentiation; regulation of transcription by RNA polymerase II.